Sparassis crispa is the source of this 1809-nucleotide messenger RNA. RefSeq lists its product as hypothetical. The transcript is spliced from 8 exons. The coding region runs from base 1 to 1809 and encodes 602 amino acids. Gene Ontology annotation, cellular component: nucleus. NCBI's taxonomy places the organism in Eukaryota, Fungi, Basidiomycota, Agaricomycetes, Polyporales, Sparassidaceae. Gene Ontology annotation, biological process: cellular response to starvation; regulation of DNA-templated transcription. Gene Ontology annotation, molecular function: DNA-binding transcription factor activity, RNA polymerase II-specific; zinc ion binding; RNA polymerase II transcription regulatory region sequence-specific DNA binding. The record is from RefSeq and is a predicted model, not a curated record.
AUGCUCUCCCAAUCCCACUCUGAGCCGCUCCUCUCCGUCCCCUCCGCGUCCACGUCCGUCAUGACACAAGCCGUCCUGCCUCCCUUUCAGCAUUCGUCCUCUACCUCCGACGUCCCCGCUGAACGCUCCGACGGCAAGAAAAAAACUACUGCUAAACGUCGUCGUCCAAAUGAUGGGGCCAGCGACAGCGCCGACUCGUCGUCGCAAGCCGUGCGCACACGCGAUGGCCCGAAGAAGAAGAAGGCCAACCGCGCUUGCUUUCACUGCCAGAAGGCUCAUCUCACUUGUGACGAUUCACGACCGUGUCAGCGGUGUGUCAAACGAGGCAUGGCAGCAAAUUGUACUGAAGGACAUCGCAAGAAGGCGAAAUACCUCUUCGACGAUGAAGAACUUCAAGCUCUGAAACGAAGCAAAUCAGGCGAGAGCUCUAAGAGUGUAGAACCUGUAUCUGUACCAGAAUCACAACCCGAAUUUGCUCCACCCGAUCCGAUCUUUCAACAAUACGCUCCCACAACUUCGUUUGCUCUCGGCUCGGAGGGUGCAAAUCUCGAAUACUCCAUCCUCUCUGCUAUCCUCGGUAAUUCUCCCGAUGGAGGCAGCCCAGGCACCUCUGCGUCGCAUGCCAACUCCCAUACCCAUCAACAUACGCACCAACAUACUCAGGCGUCAUCCUCCUUUACCGCCUCCGCGUCCACAAGCAAUCUCGUCAGUGCGACGUGGCCUGCAGAGCCAUUGGGAGAGCAGUAUACAGGGUCUAAUUCAAUGCCGGCCGGUGCAGACGGGUAUUCGGGCCCGGCGCCGGUGCCUUCGUCAUACAGCGAACACGCGCAACAAAACCUUGUCAUCCAGCCGGCAGACACAACGCUUUCUUCCUCGUCUGCUCCCAUGGCGGUCUCUACGAUGUCCAGUUCGCAUGAUUACAGUGCGCCCGGAAGCUCGGGCUUUGUACCGCCAGGACAAUAUGCACAACAGCAGUCAGGGCCCAUGACUGUGCCGCAAACGAACGGGCGCGAGUAUCAUUAUGCGGACUUUGGUGCCGGCGGCGGUUCUGAGCGGGCGCAAGGGCAGGGUCAAUCGUCCAAUUCCCAGUAUGGGCAGGGAAUGAGUGGUGCGGAAACUGCAUCGCCGACGGGGUAUAUGCGACUUACGCGUCGAGUUGGUCUGUCAUUCCGGACAGAAAAGCAGCCUGUUUGGGGAGCGUUACCGGAUACCAGCGGUCUGAGUUCGGUAGCGACUGCGACGGGUGCUGGCGUAUACCACUCUGUCACGAAGCCGUAUGACUACACAGAAGGAUACCAUUUUUUGAUGAAACAUAUACCUCGACGGUUUGAAAAGAACGAUAUCUUGCGGAUCGUGCGCGCUCUGGCGAUCUUCAGGCCAUCGCUCAUCGCGCUUCAAAUGCCUUUAUCCGAGGAAGAUGAGGUCUUCGUCGAGAAAUGUUUCCAACGGUCUCUCAUCGAGUUAGAUAAGCUGGUCUCGUUUAGCGGGACGCCAACAGUCGCUUGGCGGAGAACGGGAGAGAUCUGCCUGGUAGGACCCGAGUUCUGCAUGCUCACUGGAUGGGAGAAGGAAGAGCUCGUCGGGCGUCGGAAGUAUAUCUACGAAUUGUUUGAGAACCAAAGUGUGGUGGAGUACUGGGAGAACUUCGCAAACCACGCGUUCGAGAACACGACCCAGAGCGUGUAUGCGCAUUGUGUCCUCUUGAAGCCGUCGGGCGCCCCCGUACCGUGCACCUUCUGCUUCUCGAUACGCAGGGACAUCAUGGAUCUACCGAGUAUUGUCAUCGGACAAUGGCUUCCGUUGAUCUAA